This is a messenger RNA of Paramecium sonneborni, 975 nucleotides long. NCBI's taxonomy places the organism in Eukaryota, Ciliophora, Oligohymenophorea, Peniculida, Parameciidae. The record is from the annotation of a GenBank genome assembly.
AUGACAUAAGAAACUUUUAGUCUAAAAUUUGAGAAAUAUUUCGAUUUGUUUGAUGAAACUUUUUCUUUAAAUCCAUAAACAAUAACAAUUUCAGAAAAUGGAAAAUAUAUUCUUUAUCGUCAUGGAACCUAUACGAUUAAUAGUUAACAUACUGUUAUUAGCUCUGAAGGAAAAGUUAUGUUUCAGAUUUCUGGGAUUGUUUAAGCCUGCUUUUCUUAAGAUUCUUAAUUUUUACUUUUUUCUUAAAGGACAAAUUAAAAUUAAAUAGAUCUUUGUCUUCUGAAUUGUGAAAUAGAACAACUUAUUUGGAAAAAAUCAUUCAUUUGUAGUGACUUUGAAAAAGAUUCAAUAUUCUCAAUUUAAAUAAACAAGAACAAUUAAUUUGCAAUUAUAAGCACUAAUUUUUAAAGAUAUUUUCAUGUUUCAAUUGAUGGUACAUAUAAAGAAAUUACUUUAAAAUAAUUUUAACCUAUGAAAUACUUUGAUUAAUUAAAAUUCUUAGAUCUAGACUCAUAUAUUAUAGGUAAAAUAGAUUCAACUUAAAGAGAGAAAAAAUAUUCUUAUUUUUUUACAUAUAAGGAUAAUAAAUUGAUUUUUAAUUGGAAAAUUGUUGCUUCAAAAAAUUAAAGAUUUGAAAUUCAAAAUAAAUUUUUGAUCAUCCUCAAAGAUGUUACUAAAUUUUCUUUAAGAUUAACAACAUCAGGAAAGCUAUUAAGAAAUAUUUUAGUUAAUUAAGAAGAACCCUCUCAUUUUAUUUACUUUAAUAAAGUAUUUUAUCAAUUAGCUGAAUUAAACUUAAUUAAGUAUGAUUUAAUUAGAGGGAAAAAAAUUCAAAUUUAAUGUUAAAUGCCAAGGAAACAUUAAAACAAUUUAGAUCAUUUAAGAAAAGAUUAAAAUAUAAUUCGAGCGAAUACUUAUGAUGAAGGUUUCACCCAAAGAUUAGAAUUUUUUAGGUUAAAAUAAUUAUAGAAAUGA